CAGAGUCAGCAGCGGUGGUAGCAGCAGCAGCAGCGACGGCGGUGUCGGGAACCUUGGCUCGAGGCUCUUCGAACAAGGAGUGGGUGGCCGCCGGGAGGAUCUCGGCGAUCCCUUCAUUUGCCCCAUCGCCCAUUCUUUCCUCCUCUGCUCUCUUUCUCGGGAGGGGGGGGGGAAAUCUUAACAAAAAUAAAAACGUCGCUCCCGUCGUUGCAAAGUUAGAUGCACCGAUAGAAGUUGGCCCCUAGCAAUCGAGCCAGGUUGCCGGCCAGCCUUGCUGGAGGGGUCCAUCCUCUCGCCGUCUCCCCCGCUGCAGAUGGAGGCGACCGAAUACUUUGUCGCUCCUGCUGCUGCUGCUGCUGUUGAGACUGCACCAACGGCGGUUCUCUUUUUUUCUUGGUGACGGAAGCAAAGAAAUGGACUGAAUCGGGGCUGGGGGUGGUGGGUGGAGUAAUCGUUGAGAUUCAGAGGAAAUCGGCCGCGGUGGUUGGAUCCAACAGCAUCACCGACCGGAGCAAAAACACACUCGGGCUGCACAAGGUUGGUUGGCUGCCCCUGGAUCAUCUUUGCGGAGAUUUCUCGUUGCUCUCGCUCCCCUUCUUCCGAAAAACCCGGCACUUGCUGCGGGAUCCGAAGAAACGGCUUCUAGGGCGUCUCUCUACGGCUGAAGUUGCGUGCAGGCGUGUUUUUGAUCUGCGGUUGCCACCAUCCAACGCGACGAAACGGACUGCGGGGCGUUGUGGGGGGGGAAAAAGCAAGAAACCCGGGAUUACUCCUAACCCCAGUUUCCAAUGGAUGUUCUUGAAAAAGUGUCAUAGAGUUGUGAGAAGUUGCAUUUUACUAAUAUUCUGGCUGUGGUCACAAAGAUGCUUAAUCAGUGCAAGGAAAGUAUGAGAUACCUUCUGAUUAGUCCUAAGCUUGCUCAUAUUUAGCAAAUGUGCUGUGCAGAUCCUGUCCAAUCCCACCCCCGUAGUUUGUUCAUGGAUCAGUGAGUUGUGGGAACUCCAUAAAUACCGUAAAUUAAUCUUCUGUGACAACACUCAACAAGGCAGAUUCUAGUCCAUAUAACUCAAUUAUAUAUCCUCUCAUUUUAGAUAGGAAAUUGUUCCCAGCUUUAUUUGAUAUUCCAGAGGUUACACUUGGGACCUUUUGAAUGCAACACAGAUGUUCUGUCACUGAGCUACGGCAAUCAACAAACUCCCUUUUCCUGCUUCCCUUGCUAUAGCCUCAGUCAUGACCCAUUCCUUGUGGAUCAAAGAUGUUUCUGACAGGCAGGUUGAGGCUGGCCACCUCUUCCCCUAUGAAUGAAACGGAGGGGCUGCUGUGGGGGCUCUCUUCCUGCUACCCUCCAGUUCUUGGCAAUUGCAGCUGUCUUCCCUUUGGUUGCCAGGAAGUCUCCCGUCAGUAUCUGGCCAGAAUGGAGGGGGACAGCAAGGUGCCAGGAAGGGAACACGCACUUCCCAUAUUUCCCUUAUCCAGCUGCUUGCUCUCUUGCUCUCCCUCUUGUUCCCCAUUCCCCCUCUGUCCCUUUGCUUUUCCGCUGCAGGUUUGUCCAGAGAUGGCUUUCAAAGCCACCAUAACAACACCCUGUCCUCUGGAGUCCUGAGGCAUCCCUCACUGCUCGCUUGCUCUGUCUCACUGCCUGUGGUGGUCCUUCAUUUUCCAUUCCCCGCAGGCUUAUGUGGAUGCCUUCUUACCACAGAGCCACUUGGCCUCUGCUCCAGCACAUUCUCUCCAGGGGAGUUGGAUAGAUUGGAUUUGGAAACACCAAAGGAGGAACUUCUUCAGGCUGGCUAUAAAUGUGGUGGCUCUGCUCAGCCUGCCAAGCUAAGGCAGUAACUCAAAAGAGCAGCAACAGCACAAAGGUUAUUUCAGAUAAACAAGAUAAACACUCUGGAUUUACAGAGAUGAAGUUUCAUCCGGUAGCCUUUAUAGCGGCCGAUCUUUGACCUUCUUCGGGAAAUCCCAGCCUUGUUUGAUGUCCUCAUCUUUCUUUGGAAAGGCUGCAACUCCUUCUUUUUUCCUGCCAGUAGAACGAAAGAUGACUUCUGCUCACAAUGUCGUGCUCUGGGAUGCCCCUUUCUUGUUUUUCUAGCAAAAACUGGAUGGAGGACAAGACCGUCUACACUGGCAGCACAAUGUAGACAUUUCUCUGGAGCAAGAACUUGGGAUCUUCCAAUCCCCUGGUUUGGAGCAUUCUCCUGCCUUCUGGCAGAGCCAUCCCCUACGUGUGUGCAUUCACUCUCUCUCUCUUUCUCUCUCUCUCUCUCUCUCUCACACACACACACACACACAUAACACCCUUUUCAAGCACUGGAAGAGGGGGAACAAGUUAAGUGGCAAGUAUGAUUUCUCCUCUUGAUGCAUUUUUGUGAGUGGGAAAAUUCAGACACUACCCAGAAAUUCUGCCAAGGUUGACCCAAAGCUUUGGAUCAAGACAGUUCUGGCCACCUAAACUGUGGCAUACAGCCUUAUGGAAGACCUGGGCAAGUCGACGGUGUGGCUGCAGGCCGAGUUGGCCUCUCCUUCUCCGUGCUUGCAUAUCCUUGAUUGCCGCAGCCGGGACCUAUAUGAUUCAUCCCAUGUGGAGCGGGCCCUGAGCGUGGCCCUCCCAGGACUACUACUGCGCCGCCUUCGGAAGGGGAGUCUGGCGGUCCGGUCCUUGCUGCCUGGCCCCCCUCAGGGGCUCUGUGAGAAUAUGGUUUUGCUGUACGAUGAGGGGACAAUCCAGCUCUCUCGGCCGGACAACCAGGAGGAAGAAGAAGAAUCAGUGCUGCUCACACUCUUGCAGAAGCUCCGAGAGGAGGGCUGCCUGGCCUACUACCUGCAGGGAGGCUUCAAUAAAUUCCAGGCUGAAUGGCCCCAUCUCUGUGAAACCAACCUGGAUACAGCCAGUACCAGCAGCUCUCCUGUUCCUCUGGCGGCUCCCAUCGUGGGGCUGGGAGGCCUGAGCUUAAGUUCAGAUGGCUCAGAUGCCGAGUCAGAGCCCCUAAGCAGCGGCAUGGAGUCUGAAGGCACGAGUCCCCCCUCCUUUCCUGUGCAGAUCCUACCCAAUCUCUACCUGGGAUGUGCCCGUGACUCUGCCAACAUGGACACUCUGGCCAAACUGGGUAUCCACUACAUCCUCAAUGUGACUCCAAACCUCCCAAACCUCUUUGAGAAGAAUGGCGACUUCCACUACAAGCAAAUUCCCAUCUCAGAUCACUGGAGCCAGAACCUUUCUCAGUUCUUCCCUGAAGCUAUUGAUUUCAUUGAUGAGGCCCUCUCUCGGAACUGCGGCAUUCUGGUGCACUGCUUGGCGGGGAUCAGUCGCUCAGUCACCGUCACUGUAGCCUACCUCAUGCAGAAGCUCAACCUGUCUCUCAACGAUGCCUAUGAUCUGGUGAAGCGAAAGAAGUCCAACAUCUCACCUAACUUCAAUUUCAUGGGACAGCUGCUGGAUUUUGAGAAGUCCCUGGGGCUUAGCCAGGGCAGUCGGCGGCCAGCCUCAGACCAGACCUGCUUCUUCACCUCACCAACCAAUGACAGUGUCUUUGAGCUGGAUCCUACGUAGGAGCCAGAAGGGUGCUACAUUUUUGUCAUUGUCCACCAACACCUCCUGUUCUUGGUUCUUUCUGCCUGCCCUGGUGGCAGAAUCUUCUGGGACCAACUGAAUACCUCACACUAGAGAGGGAGGUGCCUCUUUCAGGAACAACUGCUACUUCCAGCAAAGGUUCUCAUUGCCUUUUGGGUUUUCUGAAAUAUCAACAGCAAUGGUGUCCUUACUAAUCACACAGCGAGACUGACAUGGCCACACCAAUAACCAAAGACUCUUCUCCUCCCUUUCUCCCAAGAGCUCUGUACAGACCAAGAAACCAACACAUUUCUGGGGGGCCCUAUUUCUGGAAUGUUGGGUCUGGUCAUUACAGCAUCUCGAACUUGAUCCAGAUUACCCUCUUUUAAAAUUUAAAUAUUUGAAAUAGAACAUGUCAGGGCUGGAACCUGCCGGUUAUUAAUGAUAUUGAUCACAUAUUGAAGGUUUUAUGGUUUUCUUGUGUUUUUCCUUCUCCAGCCAUUAUGCAGAAAUUAGGCAGAGACCUGCAGCUCUCCCAUAAGAAUCUUCUGCAGGCAGGAUUUUUGGUGGGAUGAUAGUGCAUUCACCAGCUGAUGUGUUAAGUUCCCAUUCCCAAUACCUCCAGUGAACAAGGCCAAAUGAUGACCUCUGCUCUAGAAUCAUUUCUUUCAGUUUGAGAAGUGAGAUGCUGGAAUGUAAUUCUAACAUGGUUAUCCUGGAAUGACUAAAAAAUAUCUUAUAGAAAUUUUUAAUGCAGAGUCCUAUAUUUUAGAAAUGAAACCACAGAAUUUCCCAGAUCUCUCUAGUUAAGACCAGGAUGAAUCAUAGAAUUGAGGAAUCAGUGUAGCAGCUUAUAUAAACAUAACCUCUGGAGAUGUCUUAAAGAACCUUUGAUUAGGUCCUGUGGUACAGGAACUGCAGAAAUGGGUUUGAGAAUCUGCAACUUUUAAGUUUUUUGAUGCUAGGCAUUUAUGUCACCAGAACAGAUUACAAAAGUUCCAGUGUGGGACUCUUUAAAAUCUCCAGAGCUGUAUUCCAGAAUUGGAGCAGGUUCAAACAUUUGUAUGAUAACCUUAACUCUCCCAUUAUUCCCAAAACUAUAGAUGCUCUCAUCAUCCCCAAAGCACCUCAUUCAAUCCUCUGUAGUUCGUUCAGGAUUUAGGCAGAAGGAAAUAAAAAUGGUGGGGGAGAAGCUUUGGAACAGAAUCACAGUGGGAAGACAUAAAUAUUAGAAGCAAAAUAUUGGUGUUACACAACCCAAUCUUUGGUUGUGGGAGAAAAUAGAGCAGAGCUCUGCAUUUUGUAUUUGUAUUUGUACAAAUGGUGAGUUUGUAUGUGUGCCUUAAUAUUUGCAUGAAAGCAAAGAGACCUGCGAAUGUGUGUACUAAGCAUUGUUUGCAUAGUAUCUGCCUGAAAGGGUUAAUUUGUGCCCACGAUUUAUUCCCCAAAUUUCAGUCAGGAUCUUUUCAGUAUUGGAGCUCAAUUCCAGUAUCCUUUGAGUUCAUAAUAAAAAGAUAAAACCUCUGAGCAUUGUAAGGGGUGGGGGUGGGGGAUGUGUUACAGAGGGACAGUAUUUCUUAAUUAACAGAGUUUAUUAGGAAGAAAAGUGCAGACUUGGUGAUUUCAAAAUUUUCUAUAAUUAUCUAAAAUCAUUAACCACUAUGUGUACAUGAUAGGGUCCUUGUGGGCAUGUGAAAAGAUGUCCGAGGUGUUCUAGUGAUCUGCAUUUAAGGCUUUUAUUUCAGCUCUGUUUAGUAGGUCCACAGGAGUCCAGAAGAACAUUUUGUCUGCAAAAUUAAUUUUCUCGAGAGUCUGUUUUCCCAAUGUUUUGCUUCCUUUUUCAGGAUUUUUCUGGCCUUUGAGGCUAUGAAGAUACGUGCCUAGGGGCAAUGCUUGCUUGAAAUAAUUUGCAAUUGCUGUUAAGUGAGUUUUGGAAAUGUGGGGCUUCAGUGACCCUGCAAUGCCUUACAGGUUUUCCCUCUGAUGAAAAUAAAUUAGAAUAAAUUGAGAAUAAAUUAUGCAAAGCAGUCAAACUAGCCAACUCUUAUGCAAAAUGACUCUUAUGCAAAUUUGACCAACUAGCACAAUUCAAGGUGAUUGCAGUAUUCAGGUUUGCUCACAAUUUGGGUUGCCUGAGCACCGAAUUUUUUGUUACUGUCCAUGCAGGUUACACAUAGUUCUGACUCCCUGCAUGCUCCAAAGAGUCUACUUGAGUCUCUGUCUUGGGUCUCUGUUUUCAAGUGAAUGUAAAUGACUGGAGAUGGAAGGGGAGUGGACAGGAACUGCCAUUACCAUGGACAACAACAACAACAGUUAUUUUAAUAAAGCGGGACUUUAAACAACACAAACAAGUGUGGAUUUAUUGGGAGGCUUGUAGGUGAUGCAGUCUUGAAAUAGACCGUUUUACUUUAAUUACAGACACAGAUGUAGAAUUAAAAACCUUAUUCUACUUGUGUGUAGGCACCAUGCGA
Messenger RNA from Pantherophis guttatus, 6021 nucleotides. The record is from RefSeq and is a predicted model, not a curated record. NCBI's taxonomy places the organism in Eukaryota, Metazoa, Chordata, Lepidosauria, Squamata, Colubridae.